CGUCAUUCCUGGGAACUUCUCUCCAAUGAGGGGCCCGCUUUGUACUUUAUGGAGGGAGGGAGAGGCGGACCGGCGGCUGCAGCGUCCCCCCUCCUGUGUCCAGGACGGAAUUUCAAACGUACCUCCGCGAGGGUCCUGCAUCAAUAGUGAGGGGGCACAGCAGCAGCAGCAGGGGGGUUCCCGGGGGACUUCAGGGGGCAGACAUCUUUCUGCGGGUGAGGAUAACAGGAGUCUCCAGGGGGGGUUAUAGAGAGAGAGAGGGGGAAAAAGCCGCGCUGGCAGUUGUGUUUUUAUCCUUGAGGACGGGACGUCUGGAGCUCUAACAAUGCGUUCCCACCGCGGACUACUUCUUCUUGGAGCCGUCUUGGACGCAGACAUGGAGGCUGUACCGUUUGGGAUUCGGGGAUUUUAGUUGCUGAACUGCGGUUCCUGUUCGCGGGGUCCUCGGCUGGAGCCCCGGGAUGCCCGCGAGGAACAGGUACAACCUGGUGGACGACGUGGCGGACUCGAGGGUGCCGCUGCACAACGAGGAGGCGUACCAGCAUGGCAUACAUUUCCAAGCCAAGUACGUGGGAAGUCUGGAUGUACCGAGGCCCAACAGUCGGAUGGAGAUCGUGGCAGCUAUGAGGAGAAUCAGGUACGAAUUCAAGGCCAAGAACAUCAAGAAGAAGAAGGUCAGCAUUAUGGUUUCUGUUGACGGCGUCAAGGUGAUGCUGAGGAAGAAACAAAAGAGAAAAGAAUGGACGUGGGACGAGAGCAAAAUGUUGAUCAUGCGCGAUCCGAUUUACAGAAUUUUCUAUGUGUCUCAUGACUCGCAAGACUUAAAGAUUUUCAGCUACAUCGCUAGAGACAGCUCCAGCAACUCCUUCAGAUGCAACGUCUUCAAAUCGAAGAAGAAGACGCAGGCAAUGCGCAUCGUGCGGACGGUGGGCCAGGCAUUCGAAGUUUGCCAUAAGAUCAGUCUGCAGCACGCUGAGCAGGACACGGAUGGAGACAGUGACAAGUCAACAGAGGAGGCCGGUUCCCACGGCCGUAAAAUAGCAGGAGCUGAGCAAGAAGAAGAAAAAGAGAAGAGCAAACAUGGAGGACAAGGAGACAUUUCUUCAGCUGAAGCUUCACUGUGUGAGAAAGCUGUCAGCGAGAUCUUGCAGAGCCUGGCUGAACUGAAAGUUGUCAGACCUGGACAAGCUCUGAAGGACUUUGAUGGCAGGUCAGUCUACACUGUGACCACCCAGGGCAUCAUCACUCCCAGCAGCCCUUGCUCUUCAUCUCUCACUCCACUGGCAUCUCAGCAUUACCUGCAGCUGCUUCAGCAGCAGCUCCAGCAGCAGCAGCAGCACACACAGGUGGUCGUUGCACAGGUGCAGCUGUUGAAAGACCAGAUGGCGGCGGAGACAGCGGCUCGCAUGGAGGCUCAGGCCCGCAUCCACCAACUGCUGCUGCAGAACAGAGACCUGCUGCAGCACCUGGCGCUGCUGGUGCAGCAGCUGAAAGAGUUGGAGGGGCGCUCCCAGGAAGCAACACAGCCGCAGCAGGAGGGUCAAGCUAACGGACACAGUGGGCCGCAGUCAGAGGGAAGCUCUGGUUCUUCAUCUUCCAGAUCGCUCUCGUUGAACCUAAAGAAUCACUACAGCCACACCCUGGAACAGCUUACUGCCGCAUGGCCACUCCAGACCUCAACUCUCACCUCCGUCCAGGUGGGCAGCGCUGAGUCCUACAUCAACCUGCUCAACCUGGAAAACGGCUCUAGCGUGGCAGCAUCGCUCUCCGACCCGGAGCCCCUCAUCAGGACUAACAGCUGCGCAGACCAGAAGGACAGAAACUCUGCCGUCUUGGAUGACAAGUAUAAACAAGUCAUACCUAAAAUCAACCCUCCUCCACCCUCCAUGAAUCGCAAGAGGUCCAGCAGGACAUUUUCUCCUGGGUCAGAGGUCAUGGCCAUGCCCCCGCCUGCUGAAAUCAGCACUAUCGAGGUGGCCCCCAGCCGAAGCGUCAGCCUCUCUUUCGCGGACGUGACCCCCACCUCGCUGUCAUCGGCUGAUGUCCACUCCCUGAGCAACGGCGAGAGCAGCUCCUCUUCUGCCAGCGAGGACUCCGGCGUUCGCUCGGAGACCAAGUCGCUGCUUUCCCCUCUGCGCGACGAAGACGACCUGUUCGGGGACCGCCACAUGUUUUUGACGACGACCAGCGCCUGCGAAAGCCCCCUGCAGGAGAACGGAGACGCGACUCUGUCGUCCUCGGAGUCACCGCCAAGUGAAUCCAGCAACACAGCUUCACAGUCAGAAGCCGGGGAGAUACCUCCUCCCUUCUCCUCUGGGAUGAAUGACACCUGCCUCCACAUCAGUUUCUCAGAGGACGAGCUGCUGGACGGCGGUCAGGACGACCCAAGUGGCCCCCAGCGGGGCUGAGUGGAUGACCAGAUGCCGGACUCUGGAGAUUUCCAUAUUCUCCUUAAACUGGGAUGUAUCUAUUCUGGGGUUCCACAAGGCUCCGUUUCAGGACUUGAAAUAGUUCCACUUACAUGUGACACAAAACUUGUAAAUUAUUAGCAAGGAGACAGAUUUAGUAUUUUUCUAAUGCAAUUAAUGAUCAGUUUACAUUUGAGCUACUAGAAUAAAGGAAGGUCCAUGUAACAGAGGAUUUGCUGUAGAUUUGAAACCUAAAAAAAUCAACACAUUUUAUUUUUGCUAGUUUUUGACUGCAGAUUAUCAUUUUGCAAGACUCACCAUAGUGCAAAGUAAAAUGAAAAAGGUGCACUCCUGUAUGAGACGGCCAGAAUGGUGGUGAUGUUGGGAAAAGCUUCAACUUUUGGGAUGCACCUUCAAGCCUGACGGAUGGAAAGAAACUAGAAAGUCGGUGAGGGAAAAGGAAAACUUCAAAACAAUUUUAGAGAGUUUUUGAUUUUGUUUUUUUUUUUUGUUUUUUGUUUUUUUAACUAAAACCUUUUCAACAUGUUCUAUGUUUAAAUGUACGACAGACUAUUAAACAAAGGUUAUAUUACGAGAUUUACAGUUGUAAAUUCACGAGAAAAAAAAUCUAUUAAAUUUACAAUGUAUUUCUUGUAAUUUUACCAGAUUAGGACUACAAAAAAAUAAUAAUAUUAAGAGAUACAAGUGAAAGUGAUAUUACAGUCCAGCAAGUGAGCGCCAUGUGCAGCAGCUGAUUUGGUCAUCAGACAACUUAAAAGUUUUUUCUCGUUAAUUUAUUAAUUUAUUUAUUUUUAAUAUCAAAAUAUGACUUUUUUCUCAUAAAUGUAUUAUUUUUUUCUUGUAAAUUGAUCAAGUUUUCUCAUAAAUUUACAUGUUUUAAAGCCAUAAAUUUACAACUUUUUUUAAAUGAUAAAUUUACGCGAGAAAAGUUAUAAAUCUAUGACUUAUAAAGGCAUAAAUAUACAACUUUAUUCUCGUAAUUUAACAGUUAUUACUUUUCUCGUAUAUUUACAACUUUAAAGUCUUAAUUGAAAAAUGUGUUUUAAUUGUAAACUAGCCCUAAAACUUUGUCGUAUAUAUGCAAGAGAAACAGAAAGCUAAGAAGGAAAUGCAUGUUAGAGAGUUUAAUUUUUUUUAUUCAACUAAAACUUUUUCAACAUGUUAUGUUUGUAUUAGGGCAGCCCAAAAAAAAAGUUAUAUUAUGAGAUUCAAAAUUUACAAAAAAAAAAAAAAAAA
Messenger RNA from Oryzias melastigma (Indian medaka), 3665 nucleotides. RefSeq names its product carboxyl-terminal PDZ ligand of neuronal nitric oxide synthase protein. Lineage: Eukaryota; Metazoa; Chordata; Actinopteri; Beloniformes; Adrianichthyidae. Bases 462 to 2408 code for a protein of 648 amino acids. Gene Ontology annotation, molecular function: nitric-oxide synthase binding. The record is from RefSeq and is a predicted model, not a curated record. The transcript has 11 exons.